Molecule: messenger RNA, 3325 nt
Organism: Podarcis raffonei (Aeolian wall lizard)
Lineage: Eukaryota; Metazoa; Chordata; Lepidosauria; Squamata; Lacertidae
Exons: 2
Coding region: 1955-2626 (223 amino acids)
Source: RefSeq, a predicted model, not a curated record
ACACACACACACACACACACACACACACACUUUUCCUCCCUAAAGAGCAGUGGUUAGCUUUAGUACUGCCUUCUAUUAAAAAAUACUAAAUGUUGUAAAAUGCAUUAAAAUGAAAAGUAUUUCAAGGGCAACAGAACGUUGAGGGAGGUAGUAAACCCUAUGACAGCCCAGUCACUAUCCACUAGAUGCUUGUGGCGCUCAUGCCAAUAUAUUCCACGCAGCACUAACAAUCACAAAAGGAUAUACUGUGGGCAGGAGCUGUGUUUUUCUCAGUGACAAAAUAUUGUAGCUUGACGUAUGGAGAAAUAUUGCAGCUUGAUGUAUGGAUCUUACUGGUUUUGCAGAAAUACACACAGUGAAUGAAUAACAACUGCUUAUUGAUAGUGCUAAAAACUGUCUCGAAAGGACCCAACUACAACUGGGUCUGCCUUUCCAUUAGGCAUCUUGUAACUAACCCUUGCCAUCCCCUACCUACAACUAUACCUACCGGUAUGUAACUCAGGGUAACAAUUCAUGCAUCUAUUUAUAUGGACUCCAGUUUACAAAAACUUGUGCCAUAAUAAAUUUGUUUUUAAGUCUUGAAGGUGCCACAAUAAUCUUUAUGGUCUUUGGCCUGAUAAUGCUGGUGACUGGUAAUUCAGAUAUGAAGCUUCUCUAUAUUGAUGCUGACCUCCCAGCUGCACCAGGUGAGUCUUGUUUAGUUCCCAUCUUCUUGGAAGAGACAUCAGAAUACAAUUAUGCUACUCCUUCUCAACAAAGAUCCUAUGGUACUUUUUACAAGGCAUGGGUGUUGGCCUUGUGCCAUGCCUAAUUCCAAUUUAUAAAAUGUAAUUAUCCAAGCAUCCUACCUAAAUAGUACCAUGAAUACAAUGCUAUUUCUCACUUCCUGCCAUUAUAUUGUUGUGUAAUGUCACUGAGUAGCAGUGAACAGUCAAUGUAUAUACAUAAUGAACAAUAAUUACAUUCAAAAUACCUAUGGUCUCUCAGUAUCAAUUGUUAUUAUUAUUUAUCAAAUUUCUAUACCACCCUUCAUCCAAAGAUCAGAGUAUGGUUUACAACAGAAAAACACAUAAAUACGUACCACACUGACAAACAAAAAUAAUAACUCAAGACGCAUCAUUAUUAUUUGUUAAAGUUCUUAUUUAUUAAAAUUUAUCACAUAUUAAAUUUAUUAUUAUUAAAAUAUUAUUGAUUUAAUUUCUAGACCACCCAUAAAUGCUAUGAAGCAGCAACUUCCCCUCCCCACAGUUCUUCAGGUAACAGCAGACAUUUAGGCUGCAAUUUUAAUGGUCUUUACCUCAGUAUAUAUCUUUAGAUUGCACUGGUAGAGCACUUCACUCACAACUAUCAAACAGAGAUAAAAAUGUACAGUAUAAAGGUUAAUAUUGAAACAUUGUUUAGCUAAAGCAUGCCACUCCUCCUCACUGAAGGGGCUUACUGUGCCCAUUGUUGUUACACAUUUGUUAUUAUACCAUUUAUGUCCUGCAAAAUUAACCUAAUCCAUUUUCUUCAUAAAAUAUUAGAGGGAUAUUUAUUGAGGUUGAUGGUGGGUAAGACUUUAUCUUCUGACUUUAUCUGCAGUUUCAGGUGUUCACACAGUCAAAUGCUGAUACUUCUCCCCUUUUCAGUUUUUCAUGCAAAAAUGUGUAUCUCACUAGAGAGGAAAACAUUUUGAGUGACUGGUGCAUACGGAAUGUAAUAUUGACUCUUUCCUAGUUGUUGUCCCAUCCCUCCUUCACUAUCAGAGCGUCUUCCCUUCUUUUAGGGGUGUGGCAAGGUUAAAGUUGCACUAUCACUUCAGGCCAGUGAGUGACUAAAAAGUAAGUUGAAUGUGGCAAAUGUGCUGAGAAUGACACAAUUUUUUCCUAACUGCAGCAUAAAAACAUGCUCUUUCAAGAUGUGACCAGAAGAAAGGACUUUAUUGUACUUAAUCACAUAGCUUUCAACAAGGAAGAUGUUCACAGUUUCUCUAAAACAGGGGCUUAGAGCUCUCCUGAACUUACUUGCAGGGAUACUUGUCCUGAUUUCUGUGGUAUGGAACAUGUCUGCUGUCUUGCAAAAUGGGGAAAUGGUCUUCCCAGAAACUUUUGAAUUGCCUCAAAUUCCCAGCGAGCAGCAUAUUGGACCUUCUAUUUAUCUAGGCUAUAUCGCUGCAGGUUUCCAGCUGCUGAGUGCAGCAUUGGUUGGGAUGGAGAGAUGUUGCAUCAGGACCGCAGCAGAUACAUAUCAGAUAGAAACUGUAGUGGUGAUUACCCCAGGAAGUGCAGUAAAAAGUGAGAGUCUAACUACUUGUUCGAAGUGUGGUUCUCUGCUGGAUCUGGUAAUUCAAGAGAAAUCCUCCGCAGUUGAGAUAGUGGAAAGUCUUGCGGAAGAUCUUGAAAUUCGAGAGGAAUCCUGGGCAGUGGAGAUGGAGGAAAGCCAUGCGGAAGAUCUUGAAAUUCAAGAGGAAUCCUGCGCAGUGGAGAUGGAGGAAAGCCUUGCGGAAGAACUUGUCAUUCGAAAGGAAUCCUGCGAAGUGGAGAUAGAGGAAAGCCAUGCAUCCCAAAGCUCACCUGAAAGACAUCAAAGCCAACCUGAAGUCCCAAAACAUACUAUUAUACAUGUGACUCCCUACAACAGGGAGUAGUGAACUGUCAGAUCCAGAUCCACGCAGAUCGCUCCAUACACACAUACACCCCCUUCGCACACAAGCAUUUCCCCUUCCAGAAGCCUAAUGCUUCUCUUGGUUACAUCUCUGAUUAUCUUUCAGCCCGAAUUGUGAAGACCAGGUGAAGGGUGGGUGGGUGGGUGUAGAGAUCUGUGUGGAUCUGGAUCUGAUAGUUUGCUCUUUACGGUGGAAGGGAAUCACAUGGAGGCCUCUUUUAUGUGUUCUCUAGCAUUUGUGUCCUUGUUCCCUUUAGCUUGUUCCUCUUCUGGAUUUCUUUCCUGUGUGUACUCAUAGAUUUACAUUUUUUGUCAGCUCUUUCGUUUCUCUGGAGGAGUGUUUAUUGGUAGCACCUUGAAUAAAUAGACAAAAUUGGGAUUUUUUCCUUUUAAUGUUAUAGGAUAUCAUCAAUAGACAUUCCUAUUUUUAUCAUUUUCUGCAUACAAUUGUUUUAUAAUUCCUAACAGAUUAUGUUCUAUGUUUUGAAAUUAACUCCAGUACGUUUGUCCAUUGAUCUUCAUUGUGUUCUUUAGUAGUAUAUAAUGUAAUUACAGGUACAGUAAUUUAGUGGUUUUGUUGUGGUUUACUAUGAUAUUUGGCUAAAUUUCCCAAUCUAUUAGCCAAUAAAUUUGUAUUAAAAGGUGAAAAUAAAAAUAAACACACACACCCCAAAUAGCAUGA